This is a messenger RNA of Caenorhabditis angaria, 7484 nucleotides long. NCBI's taxonomy places the organism in Eukaryota, Metazoa, Nematoda, Chromadorea, Rhabditida, Rhabditidae. The record is from the annotation of a GenBank genome assembly.
AUGACACGUUUUCUGAUUUUAACAGUCCUUAUUGGACUAACUCAAGGUGAGUUUUUUUUUAAUAUUUUUUUUGUGUUACUUCAAUUUUUCCAAAAUUUCAAAUCGAUUAGGAGAGAAGUUUGCUUGUGAGCUUUUCACAGAAAUGUAAACCUAACCAAACAAAAAUGUUGCACAAACUUUUUGAAAAAACUGACUGUUCCCCACCCAAAAUAAACAAAAUAAUGUUGAGUUUUCAAUUUCAGCGUUCAGCGUUCAUCUUGGAAAAAAUAGAACACCUCUCAAUAAAAAGGGGCCCUUUCGAAAUCCUAGUGUGAAUAUAAUAGCCUCAUUUUUUUCUCCAUCUUUUCCUUCUAAAGAUGAACAUCUAACUGCAAAUUGUCUGGCUGGCGCCAUUUUGAUUUCACACUUCCUUUCCUAAACUGACUUUGUUCGAUCGUUUGUUCCUCCAUAGAAAAAAACGAAGAAGAAAAAAACUUCUAUCGGCCAAAUAAAAUAGAAUACGGAAAAGGAUAACUAAAUUUCGUAGGAGCAAAAAAAACGAAUAAGGAGAAAAUACACUUGAAAUAUAUUAUGUGAAAGAAAUAGAAAUUUGUUUCUCGAAAAUGCCUAUUUUCUAAAAAGUUGUAAAAAUGCACUUCCCUUGGGAACGCUCAUUUUUUUCGUAGCUCCUUCACUUUGAGAAGAAAACACAAAAUAAAUGGGGCAACGAAGGGCAUAUUGGAUGUAAAUUAAACAUCAGAUGUUUCAUUUUUUUACUGUUUCUUCUUAGUCAAAAAAAUUUGAAGCAAAAAAAGUAACAAAAAAGAACUCUUUGUUUUCUGAUCUUUACUAAUUCCGUCGGUCACUUUUUUUCCAAACAAAAGUCUCACUUUUCUUUUCUUCCCGAAAAAAAAACCAUUACUCAUAUUUCUUUAGCUAAUUAGUCAUUUGAGUUAGCCAAACUCUUUUUUCCUUCGUUUCAUACUUUUACUAUACUUGUAUAGUAAAAAGGGAAUACCGAAGAAGAAAUAAGAAAAAAGAGAUGCUUGAGUAAACCGCCUCCGAUAAGAGAUAUUAGCCAUUGGUAAAUAGUUGUCAUCAUAACAAAAAUUGGCGAUGAGUUAGUAAGUUAGUUGAAAAAAGAAGAGAAAAAGGAAAAGAUAGACAAGUAGUAUCACACAGUUAGUAAAACAAACCAAACUCUACAGCUUUUUUGAGAAAUCUUUCUCCUGUGGCAGGGAAACCACGACCAUUAUUUAGAUAAGACAUCUCUUGUAAUCCCAAUUAUAAAUAUGUUCAAUGUAUAAGGGGUGCCAAAAACAUCGUGUUUUCAUUUGGGCUCUUGCUCAUUUCCGUUUACUAUUGAGCACUAUAACAAAUAAUUCAUUGGCCCCAAAAAAUACACAUACACAUAUAAAUACAAAAAACAUCUAUAGAAAUUGAUUAUGAGUCAGAAAUUGAUUGAGAACACCAAAAACCAGAGUUUUUUUGCAGCAUGGAAUUUGAAAUUGAAUCAAGAUCGUCUUCAAAACCGAAGAGCUGGUGACAAUUUCUAUGUGGCUUGUAAAGUCAUCGAUUAUGAAGGUGGAGCAAGUGAUGUGCAAGUUGAAUGGUAUUACAAUGGAAAACAGAUUUCCCGAUUUGGAAGGUAACAUUUUAUUCGUCAUAUGUAGAAAUAUAUCUCGAUUAUAUUCAAUUAAUCAUCUAAUUCCCUCCCCUUCACCAAAAUAUCUUUUGAAAAAGAACAAGAAAAAGUAUGGCUGAAUGGCAUAUGGUAGUAGUUGACACCAUAAGGCUUCAUCCCUUUCUAUGACAUAAGAGCCAGAAAAAAAAUGAUGAAUGAGUUUUUUCAGCACAAUGACAAUCGAAAAACCAUUCUCCAAUCAAUUAUUGAUCAAUCGACCAAAAACUACCGAUGGUGGAAAAUACACAUGUGUAGCUGAAAUUCAAGGAGAGAAGCAAGAAUUGAUUGCUGACGUUAGCUUUGUUGGUAUGUUGUUUUCCCAGGUUUUAAAAAUGUUCCAAUCUCAAUCAAUCUUUUCGUAAAUGAUCAUAACUCAAAUAUCAAACAAUCAGAACAUUAUCAUUUUAUCCCGAUUACAAAUUGAUGUGAGCUGAACAAAUAGUCCCUUUUGCCCCCAUUUCUAACACACACACACAUAACACACAGGCGGUUAAAAACGAAGAAAAGAGAUUCUGACAGACUUUGUAAAUAUUUGCAGAUCCACCGAAAUUUGUGAACCCCCAAGAAGAGCAACAUCCCGAAGAGGGAACACGUGCUGAAAUUCAUUGUCAAGUUGAAGGCGCUGAACAAUUGGAAGUGUUUUGGCAAUUCAAUGGUGUGACUUUGGACGAAAGUGAGUGGUGUCAAAAAAAGAUCGAGGGAGAAAAAGAACAACUAGGGGUUAAUUGCGUAAUCUUGACAUUAUCGCGCAAUAUUUUGACAAACAUUUGACAGCGAAGGAGUGAAUUUUUGAAUAUUGAAUACAAUAUCUGAUAUUGUUAGCGGUACGGUUCUAUGUUUUUUAUAGAUAAUAAUGAAUAGUACUUGACUUAUUUGAAAAAGGUCGUCUGAUUAGAUUAGCCAAAUUAUUGUUUUUUUUGUGUGGUGUUGCUAAUCAAUCAAAUCAACACAUACAUUUUUGUCUGAAGAGACAAUAAACAAAUAAAAAAAAUCGGCAUUAUUUGAAAGACUGUAAUUGAGAGCCUAAGAUCAUCUAUUAUUUCAUAAUUAAAUACAAUUGACAAACAGGUCAAGCACUUUUUUGUAUCUUAUGUGUCUUCCUAAUUUUUCCGACGCCUCUCCUUUUCCUUAUCCUAUUGUAUAUGUAUAUAUUUUCAAAAAAGAUGAGAUUAAUCCUUUUGUGUUUGGACCAACCACCCGGCAGGAGGAGGAUUACUGUAGGGUCGGGUUUUUCUAACCAUCUGGAAUGAGAAGAGGAUCUUCUUACGAUGUGUUGCGUUCGUCGGUGCGUUAUAUCAAUUAGGAGGAUAUAUAGAUGUUCUAGAAAAAUAAUAUAUAUUUAUUUAUAUAGAUGAAUAUAAUAGAUGGAUAAUUUAGGGGUUGAGUUAAAUACAUGUUUGAUUGGUUUUGGUUUUUUUCCUAUUCCGAUUUGUAAUCUUAUUUUGAUGGGCAAUGCGGGAUAAAAACGAGUUUGGAAAUAAUUGGAUUUUUUGAUAAGAACUAGAGUUCUUCUGAUUUAGAUUCGCGAAUAAAAAGAGGGAAAAAUAAAACCAUUUUCCCAGCAAACUCAGAAAACAUCCGCUUAUGCAAAUUUUAUUUUAUUGCUUCACCACAAAAAACAAGAAUUGAAAUUGAGUUUUUUUUUCAAAAGCAAGGAACAACUGAAAUUUUUCAGCUUCUCAAAGAGGAUAUGAAUUCUCAGAAGACCAUCAAAAAUUGUUUAUUCCAAACUUCAAUGCUAAAAAAGAUGAUGGAAUCUAUAAAUGUAAUGCUGCACAGUUCUCAUCGUAUGAAACACUUACAAUUAAUGUAACCGGAUACGGUAAGUGUGUCGGAAGAAGAUGAAAGAGUAUCAAUUAUUAGUUAUCUAUAAUUAAAAUACAACAAUAUUAUUAAUUUUCAUAUUUCUUUUCCAGCUCGCCCAAUAAUUACCGUUUUUGAUGUGCCAGAAAAUAACCGCGGUUUGGAAGGACAGUCGGUAGAAUUAAAGUGUGGAGCUGUUGCCAAACCAAAACCAUCCUACAAGUGGUAUUUUGAGGUAAACGCGCACCUGUCAUUUCAAUUAAUUAAUUAUUUAUUGAAAUUUGAAACUUUUGCCUUGACAAGUCAAGGAAAAACCGCCAAACAUAUGUUGAAUGUGGUGCAACACCUCUUCUUUUAUUAUUCACCAAAAUAACCUUGACUUUUCUCGACUCGACUCGAUUGAUGCGGUGAAACAAAACUUUUUUAAAGAGGAGAGGGAGCAUUGAGCAUAAUUAUUUAUUCUUUCUUGUGAGGUCCUUCGGGAUCUUUUUUUCGCUUGAACAAAUUUGGAGGACAAUGUAAUGACAAUUAGGUGUCUUUUCUUUUUUGUGUAGUACUAGUGAAGAAGUAUUACUAUGUAGAGUCGUAGUAAAAGUAUGUAUGGUUCGAAUUUCACGCGUCAAUGAAUUCCAAAAAUCUUUUUUGAGUAAGCAUAUUUUUGAAAAACAUGUAUUUUUCAAUAAUAGACAGGGAUCUCAAAAAAAAAACACACGUUAAUCCAGUUUCUUUCUUUCAAAAAAUUCCCUUGAGAGUAUAUGUAUUCUCAUUUCUUGGAAAACCCAAAAUUCAAUUUUCGUAGUUUUUUCCCAACUACUAUUACACACGCAAUUGUUUAUUUACAAAUAAAAUAUUCAUAUAUUUUCAUAAGAAAUGCGUGUGUGUGGUCCUCAUCCUCAACGGGUGGUCCUGGGAUUUGAUGAAUUAAAAAUGAUAAACACAUUAGCGUGAAGGUUAUUCAUCAUCUUCAUCAUCAUUGACGAUUAUUAUCUUCUUGGGAUUAGCAUGAUACAUAAAGGUCAAGGGAUGGGAAUGAAUAAAAUAAACGAUAGACUCGUGUAUUUAUUUAUUUCCAAAUCAUUAAGUUUGAACAAAACUAAAGCAUCUGUCAGUCAAGUCCUAUGACAAAAAAAGAAUAUAAAAAGACAAUAGGUGUUAGUACCCUUGCUCACCUGUCAGCAAGCAAAAAUGACAAAAGAAAAAACAAUGAAUAAGUUAUAUGGUAAUGUGUUUACAGAACAGCGAUGAAGAAUUGAUACAUUCGGAUAAACAUCGAGUUGAAGAGGGACUUUUGAUCAUUGAGUCAUUGAAUUCUGAAGAUAUCGGAUCAUAUAAAUGUAUUGCAAAUAAUUCAGUUGGAAGUGAUGAGAGAACAGUUCAACUUUCUGUAUACUGUAGGUUUUUUCUUUCUCCUUUUCUUUUUUUCUUGAUCCACACAUACAGAGCAACAGUCAGUCAGCAUACGGUAUAAUCUAUUCAAGUAUAUACUUGAGAGUUGCAGGGGGUCAUACAUAAAUACAUUAGAGUUGAAGACUCUUGACUGUUUUUCUAGUCAAGGGCUCUUUUCGGGCCGUUUUCGGUAAUUAGUUGUUGUUUUUACAGUGAAACCAAAAGUUGAUACGCAAAGCGAGUAUGUUAAACAAGAGGGACAAGAUGUGGAAAUUGUUUGUGGAUAUUCUGGAGAAGGUGAAAUUAAUGCAAAAUUCGUUUUUGGAACACAAGAAUUCGCUGUGCAAGAACAUCGACCAAAAUCUGAUGAGAUUGAGGAAGACGAACAAGAAGAAUCAAAGAGUGAAGCGUCGGAAAGCGAAGAAAACGAGGAAAUCAUCGAAACAACGACUGAAGAUGCCGAAAAGAGUGGUGAAACCGAUAGCUCAUUAGAAACUGCUACUGAAAACAAUGACGUUUCUCUUGAAACCACAACUUCUGAAAAUGAUGAAACUGAAGAAGGAGAAGAAGAUGAGGAAGUUGCAGAAUCCAAAAAAUGGAAACGAGUGAGUUCUUUUCCGGUUAACAAUCCAAAGACAAACAAUAAUUAUUCCCUGUUCCUGCACUUUCAAUGUGUAUGUGAAAAAGGAAGACACCUACAUUUAUAAUGUAAAUUGUUUUUGUGAACCAGAUUGAGCAUCUGUCUAAGCCUAAGCUCAUCUCUCAGGUACAUGUAAUUAGAGACCAAACAAAACACUCAACAUAUUGUUGAGAAUUAUUCAUGUUAAUUGGUUUUCUUGCAGUUUGUUGAUGAUAUUCAAAAUGAAAGAAUCUCAGUUCGCGCUGAAGAUAAGAAGAUUAUUCUUACCAUCAAAUCGCUUUCGUUGGAAGAUGCUGGAUCAUAUCAAUGUUUGGUUUCAAAUGAAGCUGGAACAACCAACAGAACAUCUCUUGUUAAUAUCAUUCGUGAGUUUUGAGAAAAAAAUUCGAAAUUUCAAUAAAAUUCGGUUUUGUUAGAUCCACCAACUCUCCGUCACUACACUGGAUCUCAAAUUCGAUCAUAUGAAGGACACGAUGUCACUUUGUUCUGUGAUGUUUCUGCAGUUCCAGAACCAAAAUGGAAAUGGUUGAAAGACGGAAGUGAGGUAUAUGCUGAUGGUGCCAAUAUUAUCAUUGACUCUCACGAGACAUCCACAAAACUCACCCUUAAGCACGGAAAAGACAGCGAAAAUUACGGAAAAUAUACUUGUCAUGCUGAUAACAGUGUCGGUGUUCUUGAAAAGGAAAUUAACGUUGUUCACGUCGGUGAGUUCGUUCUCAAGUUUGAGCCCUAGAAAAUCUAAUAUAUCAAUUUUUUUAAAUUUGAUUUUUCUAGUUGCGCCACCAACACCAUCUGCGAUGGAAUGCAAAAAGUUCAUAUAUCCAAAUUAUGCCAAAUGUACUUUUGAAGAAGGAAUUUAUUCUGAUGAGGGAACAAAACCAUUGAAGAUGGAAUUCUUGAUUGCAAAGAUGGAAGAAAUGGGUUCUGAUUUUAAUUGGGAUGAUGCUCUUGAAGUUGUUUCUGAUUUCGGUGAGAGUUAUUUUUUCAAAAUUCAAAAUUAGUUUCUAUGUGAUUAUUUUUGCGUAAGAUGUCUUCAUCAUUGUUAUUUUGCAGAUAUUGAAACAAAGAUUUCAAAUCUGACACCAUCAACUCAGUACAUGAUCAAAGCCAGAGCUACAAAUGAAGCUGGAAGAAGCGAAUACACUCCAGAAGUUAGUCUUGAAACAACUGAUCCUUGGGCACCACAAUCUCCAACUUCGGUCAAAGUUGAAUGUGCUGAUACUUGUGUUGCUUCCUGGUCUGCUCCAAAUGACCACGGAAGUCCGCUCUUGAAAUACAAAAUCACAUUACAAGAAUUGGGAUUGAGACAGGAAACAUCAACAUCUAGACAAUCUGUAGAAACUGGUGAGAUUAAUGAACUCUCGGCUGAAACUGAAACUGAUAAUGAAACAAGUGAUGAGAAGGAUGGAGAAAUUCUUGAAAAAUCUGGAGAAAUCUUACCGACAUCAGAAACACAUGAAGAAAAAUCAAAUGAAAAUGAAAAUGAGGAAGAUGAAACAACAAAUGAAGAAUAUGAAAAGAGUGGAGAAAUUGAGCGAGUUCCAAUUGGAAACCCUAUUGUAAUUGAAGUUCCAGCUGAAGAAACAGAACUACAACUCACCAAAAUGAAACCACAUUCAUUCUACAAAAUCAGCAUCACAGCUUUCAAUGAAAUUGGAGAAGGAAGCCCUUCUGAAUUAGAACAUCAGACAUUUGAAACUCCUUUGAAAUAUGAAGAAGGAAUUGCAACAUCAAAUCUUGUUUUGGUUGCUGCUGCUAUUUUCUUCGUUGUUCUAUUGAUCAUUGAUUUCAUUUGUUUCCUCACAAAUCGAUGCGGUGUUAUUGCUUGUAUUUGUCUCAAUUAUUGCAACGGUAAAAAUAGUUCAAGAAAACAACGUGAUUUGGAAGCCGGAAAGUGAGUUUUCUUACCAACGUUCAACAUAAAAACCUUCAUAAACAUUUUUCAGCGGACCUGAAAAUAACCGUCUUCUUGAUUCAAACGGAACGAGGUAA